GUCUGAUCAACGCCAGAUACGUGGAAAGCCCUCCAUGCCUCGACCGCAGGCCGAGUUACGUAAAGGAAAGACGGUCAAUGGCCAGCGACGACCCCGUCGGCGGAGAAAUGGACGCUUCUAGCAACCUAGCAACUUGGUUUGCAGGAGGCAUGGGCUGCCCGGUGAUCAGUCCGCGGUCGAGACCGGCAGUGCCUUGGGGGUUGCUCGUCGACGGCUGAUAGCGAUCCCCCUGAGGCCUCUGGCCGGAAUAGAGUGUAGAUUAGGGCAAGACGACAUAUCAGAAAUGAGGGGAAAGGCCAGCGACGACUGGAAAUACGGGGUAAUCGCCCUCGGAUCGAGUAUAGCCUGUCGAAAGGCUCGUCCGCAGGAAAAUUUCUCCCGAUUCGACGUUCCUGCCAGGGCUGGACCGUCGGUUUCUAUGACUGAUUCGCAUUACUCGAUCCCAACCUUCAUCGGCCACAUCGGACUAGCUGCGAACCAGAGGCGGUUUGCCUUUGGUCGGUCCGAUCACUAAAAGCGAAAAUUCUUUUUUGGCCCUGGCCACGAUGACGGUUGCACCCUUAUUAUUGAACCACCCCGGAUGAUCCUAAUCCAGACCAGUCGACUAGUUGCAGCCGGUUUCUUGUUUGUUGGUUUCACAUCGGUUGAGGCCUGGAGGAAUCCCUCGCCUCGGUCACGACUUGUUCAUGCACUCCGGGCAGGACACCCGGCGUGAUAGCUCUCGAGGUGGCCAUUGCAUUGCAUGGAAUGAACCGGUGAUCUGAAGCUGUACGGACAGCCUGUCGAAGCCUGGUCUGGCUUCAAGCCUUCAUGGCCGAGUGGGCAGCGAAUCUCGGAACCAAGCCCUGGAUCCGAUCCACGCGGUUUUUUUUAUUUUUUUAUUUUUAAUUUUUUUUUGUCUCGCUCACAAUUAUUUGGGGCAAUUUUUUAUUUUCACUAAUUUUAUUUUUAAAAAUUCCCGGACCCGGAGGA
Aspergillus steynii IBT 23096 is the source of this 972-nucleotide messenger RNA. RefSeq lists its product as uncharacterized. The transcript has a single exon. Bases 284 to 514 code for a protein of 76 amino acids. The record is from RefSeq and is a predicted model, not a curated record. NCBI's taxonomy places the organism in Eukaryota, Fungi, Ascomycota, Eurotiomycetes, Eurotiales, Aspergillaceae.